Messenger RNA from Pteropus alecto (black flying fox), 1061 nucleotides. RefSeq names its product interleukin 6 (gene IL6). Gene Ontology annotation, biological process: positive regulation of cell population proliferation; immune response; T-helper 17 cell lineage commitment. Lineage: Eukaryota; Metazoa; Chordata; Mammalia; Chiroptera; Pteropodidae. Gene Ontology annotation, cellular component: extracellular region. The coding region runs from base 129 to 758 and encodes 209 amino acids. The transcript is spliced from 5 exons. Gene Ontology annotation, molecular function: interleukin-6 receptor binding; growth factor activity; cytokine activity. The record is from RefSeq and is a predicted model, not a curated record.
UUCCCAUGAGUCUCAAUAUUAGAGUCUCAACCCCCAAUAAAUAUGAGACUGGAGAUGUCUGAGGCUCAUUCUGUCCUCAAGCCCACCAGGAAGGAAAGAGAGCUCCAUCUCCCUCCAGGAACUCAGCUAUGAACUCCUUCUGCACAAGCGCUUUCAGGCCAGUCGCCUUCUCCCUGGGGCUGCUGCUAGUGAUGGCUACUGCUCUCCCUAUUCCGGUUCCCUCCGGAGAAGAUUCCAAAGAUGAUACCAACUCAAACAGACCACAACUCACCUCUCCAAACCAAACCGAAAACCUCAUUAAGUCCAUCUUCCUUGAAAUCUCUGAAGUGAGAAAUAAGAUGUGUGGCAACGAUGACUCAUGUAAAAACAGCAAGGAGGUACUGACAGAAAACAACCUGAACCUUCCAAAAAUGGCAGAAAAAGAUGGAUGCUUCCAGUCGGGGUUCAAUCAGGAGACCUGCUUGAUGAAAAUCACUACCGGUCUCCUGGAGUUUCAGAUAUACCUGGACUACCUCCAGAACAAGUUUGAGGAAAACGCCAAGGCGAUGCAGAUGCGAACCAAAGCCCUGGUCCAGGUGCUGAAGCAGAAGGUAAAGAAUCCAAAUGAGAUAACCACCCCUGACCCAACCACAAACUCCAGCCUGCUGGCUAAGCUGCAGUCGCAGAGCGAAUGGCUGCAGACCACGACAAUUCACCUCAUCCUGCGAAGCCUUGAGGAUUUCCUGCAGUUCACUCAGAGGGCUGUCCGGAUAAUGUAGCUUGGGCAUCCGAGAUCCUUGUAGUUCACGGACAUUCCUUCCUCUGGUCGGAAGUCUGUCCACUGGGCACAUAACUUAUGUUGUUCUCUAUGAAGAACUAAAAGUAUGAGCGUAGGACACUAUUUUAAUUAUUUUUAAUUUAUUGAUAUUUAAAUAUGAGUUAAUUUAUAUAAGUGAUAUUUAUAUUUUUAUGAAGUGCCACUUGAAAUAUUUUAUGUAUUAGUUUUGAAAAAAAAAAAAAUAACAAAAAAUGGCUAUACAGCUUGAAUAUCCUCAUUUCAGAGCCAGACCGUUUCUUGGAAU